GCAGCGUGUCAUGGGGCAGAGUGGCUCGUGUGGCUGGUUAAGGAGGUGAGGAUCCUUCCUGGAACCCUGGCUGCAGGACUCAGCAGGAUAGGCGGCUGCCACUUCAACUCGCGGCACGGCGCGGGUCCCCGGGGCCCUGCGGGGCAGACAACUCCCAGUCCUUGUCAGACACUCAGACAGGCAGGAUGCGUUUCGUGACGCUCCUGACGACCUUCACUGUUGUAGUGGCUGGCACCCCCACCCAGCUAAGGGCGGUGUAUGCACCCAGGGAGGUGCAACAGGAAAGCCAUGACCUCGACCCCAAGUACGUGAUAGGUGAGGUCAUCGCCAGCGAGUUCGACCGCCAUGUGCCCGUGCUGAGCGACAACCUGCGCGGGGAACUCAACACCCUCAGGAAUGACAUCAGCCGCCAGUUCGACUCCCUGAAGCACCACAUGGACGUCAAGCUGGACAGAAUGCAGCGAGACGCCCCUGCUGAGGACAACCCGCAGCCCGUGGAGCAGAGACCCCGGCAGGAGACGCCCAGCAGCGCCACGCCCGCCGCCACCAUCCGCCACAACCUGGCCAUGGCGGAGCUGCGGCGGCUGGGCUCGGAGCUCACCCAGACCAUGAACCAGGAGGUGGCCAAGUUGCGGGAGGAGUUCCGCACCUCCCUCGACCAUCUCCGCGAGCAGCUGCAGAACGCCACGGACGUCCUGGCGGCGAAGCUUGGCAACGAGUUCACGACCCAGGCGGAGGAGAGCACCACCAUGCUGAAGAAGGUGUUCUUCCUCACGCGGAACCAGAUGACGCUCAUCCAAGACACGCUGAGCAACAUCACUUCGGCCAUCAAUGUGGGGAGGAGACACGACGCCGCCACGACCCUCCACCCUCCCCACGCGGAACACACCAGCACCUCGCACCUCCCCCCGCUGCUCUCAACACUCACGGACACCAGCACGGAGUUCAUCACCGCCAUCAUGACCGACACAGAGCCUCCCAUCAUCAACAUGGGCACCAUCAACACCACCGCACCCUCCACCACCGCGACCACAACCACCACUACCACCACCUCCACGACCACGACGACCUCUACCACCCCAGAACCCGAGGACUUGCCGAAGGACUGCGUGGAGGCGCUUAUCUUCGGAAUGACCCACUCGGGCGUCACCAAAAUCAAACCUUCCCCGGAGAUGGAGCCAAAGAAAGUGUGGUGCGACCAGAAGGUGGAGGGCGGCGGGUGGACGGUGAUGCUGCAGAGGAAGAAACAGCCCACGCAGAUUGACUUCAGGAGGCCUUGGCAGAGCUACGCGGAGGGCUUCGGUGAUCCUGACGGCGAGUACUGGAUAGGUCUGGAGGCGCUGUACAAACUGACGAAGGGCAACCCAUAUAACCUGCGAGUGGAGAUGACUUGGGAAGACGAGAAAGCUGAAUCUCUCUACGAUUUCUUCAGUGUGGGUCCUGCGCGGGCUGGUUAUCGGGGCUACGAGCUGAACGUGGGCGGUUACAACAAGAGCAGCACGGGCGGCGACGCGAUGGAGUACCACAACGGCAUGGACUUCAGCACCUUUGACCAGGACAACGACGGCGCCUCAGGUGGUAGCUGCUCGGAAUGGUCAGGCGGCGGAGGAUGGUGGUUCAACUAUUGCUACUACAGUAAUCCCACGGGAAUCUACCCACCCAGUGACCUGCCUGAGAAUACCCAAGUGGAUCACCUUAUAGAGUGGCGCAAGUGGCAAGGUUACUAUACCUACCUGUCCUCUUUCCGCAUGCUGAUCAGACCCAAUUAGACCCUGUGUGCGUGUGUAAAGGAUGUGUUCAAGGCGUAUAGCUGUGGAAUGUUAGUGCACUGCUGAGUAAAGGAUGUGAGAAUGUGUGUUUUUUCAUUGUGUUCGCUGUAGAGGUGUUGGGAAGACCACUGUUGAGUGUAGGUGUAAAAGAGAGUUGGGAAUAAAAAUGGUGGUGUCUGUUUAGGUUGUGAGAGGCGCAUGGAAAGUUACCAGUGGGUGUAGGUGUUGAAAGAGGCUUGGUAAUAGAAGUUGGGUUAUCUGUUUAACUUUAUGUUGGUGAUGGUAAAACUUGUGGUGAGUGUACGUGUAGAAAUGGGUGAAAAAAAAGGUGUUGAUGUCUGUAAAUAUAGAGAGGGAGAAAAAAGGAGAACAAAUUGUGAUGACUAGGUACAGAAAAGGCUUAGAAAUAAAAGUGGCGAUGUCUGUGUAAAUAUAGAGAUGCUAAAAUACAGUAGUGAGGUGUAUUUUUAUUUCUUUAGGUACAGAAAGGUGGAAAAAAAGUAUUGAGUAUUUUAAGUGUCGAUAGGUGCCUUGAAGAAUAUUAAGGAACAUUUUGAGUCUUUAAGGUGUCCUCAAAUAAAUUACGAAAAGUAGGUUGGAAA
This is a messenger RNA of Scylla paramamosain (green mud crab), 2371 nucleotides long. RefSeq names its product angiopoietin-2-like. The record is from RefSeq and is a predicted model, not a curated record. Bases 186 to 1769 code for a protein of 527 amino acids. The transcript is spliced from 6 exons. Lineage: Eukaryota; Metazoa; Arthropoda; Malacostraca; Decapoda; Portunidae.